This is a messenger RNA of Closterium sp. NIES-67, 265 nucleotides long. The record is from the annotation of a GenBank genome assembly. NCBI's taxonomy places the organism in Eukaryota, Viridiplantae, Streptophyta, Zygnematophyceae, Desmidiales, Closteriaceae.
AUCUCAUAGGCAUGUCGCUGCUGGAUUAUGAGCUGGAUUGGGAAGAGGUGGUGUCUAUUUGGAGGAGUUAUAAGAAGCAACGACCUUUCUCACUGACAGCCCGGCCGAAGAAGCGUCCGACGAGCAGGAAGGGGAAGGAACUGGCACAGGUAGUGGAGGAGGUUGAGGUCGAUGACGAUGAGAAAGAUGAGCUUGUGGGGAAUGAGGCAGCCGACCGUUUAGACGAUGACGACGAUUCUGGGUAGUGAACUAGUGAUAUGGCUGU